AUGCUGGAAGAAUUAGAUGACUUUGAGGGGCCUGGCAAUGAAAGGGCAGGGACACUGUCUCCUAGUACCAAAGAAGCCAAGGGCAAGAAGCGAGUACUUGGCCCAGCUGUCAACUACCUCAUGGGUCCAAGGUUUCUAGUUUAUGUCAGCUGUGCACUUUCAAUCUGGGGGGACCGUAUGUGGCAUUUUGCCAUCUCUGUGUUCCUGAUUGAACUAUAUGGACACAAUUUACUCCUAACAGCUGUUUUUGGUUUAGUGGUGGCUGGUUCUGUGUUAGUGUUUGGGGCUUUAAUUGGUGACUGGAUUGACAGGAAACCAAGGAAUAAAGUUGCACAUGCAUCAUUAUUCAUUCAGAACUCAUCUGUAACUGCCUGCUGUAUUGUCCUAAUGCUGGUCUUCUCCUAUAAGAACGAGAUAGAACAGAUAUGGCAUGGCUGGCUCACAGUGUUCUGCUACGGAGUGGUAAUUAUCCUGGCUGACUUAGCAAACCUUGCAAGCACAGCACUGACCAUAACAAUUCAAAAAGAUUGGAUUGUGGUCAUCACUGGAGAUAACAGGAGCCAACUAGCUGGCAUGAAUGCGACAGUGAGAAGGAUGGAUCAAGUAAUUAAUAUCUUUGCCCCAUUGUCUGUGGGCCAGGUUAUGACUUGGGCUUCUAAUGUCGUGGGCUGUGGCUUCAUCCUUGGCUGGAAUUUGAUCUCGUUGCUUGUAGAGUUUAUUUUCCUUUCCAAGGUUUAUAAAAUGGUACCUCAGCUGGCCAUAAAACCACAGCAAUCCAUUGGAGAACAUUAUAUCGAGAGGCAACUGGAACUCAUAAAUGUGCAAGGUGAUCUACCUAUUUGCUCAGUCAUAGGUGACUUAAUUAGCACACCAUCCGUACCCACUCAAUCCAGUGACAAUAAGCCAGAGAACCAAGAAACGCCAGAAUUCCAGUCUUCAACAAUGACCCAAACCACAGCAGAACAUGCAUCAGAAGUUCCAGAAACUCCAGCAGAACGGUCUUCCACAAUCCCUGCGUGUUUCCAAAGAUUCCGCAGAAUAUUACACACGUGUACAGAUGGCUGGAAAUCAUACUACAGACAGUCUGUUUUUUUAGCGGGUUUGGGGUUAGCUUUCUUAUAUACUACAGUCCUUGGAUUUGACUGUAUCACUACAGGCUAUGCCUACACUCAGGGGAUAAGUGGCUCUCUGCUUAGCAUUCUUAUGGCCGUAUCAGCCAUCUCAGGAUUAAUGGGCACAUUUCUGUUUACUAAGCUAAGAAGACGCUAUGGAUUAGUAGUCACAGGAAUCAUAUCUAGCUGCCUUCAUGUCAGCUGUUUAAUGCUUUGUGUAUUUUCAGUCUUUGCACCGGGAAGCCCCUUUGAUUUGGGCAUUUUUUCUGUUCUUAUUGGUAUGAACUCUUCUUCAAAUACCGAAAAGCAGAACCAGCUCCACAUCUAUCCAUCUCAAGGAAAUAUCAACCAACCUAUCCUCCCAGACCGCUCUUCCAUUCACUGGACUAACAAUACUGUGUUGUUUGAGAGUGUACAUGCCAGUGAUCACCCAGAUUCCUACAUCUCAAUCAUACUCCUCUUCUCAGGAGUAAUAUUAGCAAGAGUCGGUCUGUGGUCCUUCGAUCUCACAGUGACUCAGCUGCUCCAGGAGAACAUCCCUGAAUCUGAACGUGGAGUUGUUAACGGAGUGCAAAGCUCUAUGAAUUAUCUGAUGGACCUGGUCCAUUUCAUCAUGGUGAUUUUAGCUCCACAACCUCAGCAGUUUGGACUCCUGGUUAUCAUCUCAAUAUUGUUUGUAAUAGCGGGACACACCAUGUUUUUUUUUUAUACCAAAAAAUAUAAAAUUAAAGAGAGGGAAUCACCAAAUACUCCUGCCUGAUAGUCUUGUGAAAAAUCAUUUUUAAUAGCCAGCUUUCUGUAGUAUAAUCUUUGUAGUAUGAGUUUUAGCAUGAAGUGUUGGAUAACUUUAGCAGACCUGUCCAAUGUUCACCUAAUCUGUUCCACUUCUUUUUUUAUUAUUAUUUUAUACAUGAUUCACCCUAUUCCAUAUACACUUUCCAUUAACUUUACUGGAAAUAAACAAUAUUUCAACCACCGUACAAAA
Molecule: messenger RNA, 2097 nt
Organism: Spea bombifrons (plains spadefoot toad)
Lineage: Eukaryota; Metazoa; Chordata; Amphibia; Anura; Pelobatidae
Product: solute carrier family 40 member 1-like
Exons: 8
Coding region: 1-1872 (623 amino acids)
Biological process (GO): iron ion transmembrane transport
Cellular component (GO): membrane
Molecular function (GO): iron ion transmembrane transporter activity
Source: RefSeq, a predicted model, not a curated record